UUUUUCUUUUUCUUUUUCUUUUUCUUUUUCUUUUUCUUUUUCUUUUAUAUAUAUAUACAUAUACAUAUAUAUAUACAUAUUAUGACUAUGUAUUCACCUUUAGUGCUUACACAGCCUCAGGAACAAACGUUAGGAGCUAUCUUUGAUACCUUUCUUGGCCCACUUACUGACAAAGAAGAAGAACUACAACAGAGAAUCAAGGGUAAAGAAGAUAUCUAUGAAGUCACGACAGCACAAGCCCAUCAACUUGCUCAACUCUCUGCUAGUUCUUUAAAGGUCACAAGCAUAGUGACUGAGUUUAUGAGCCAUUAUGUGCCUCCUGAGAAACGAGGAGAUUUACUACGUAUCUUGGAUCUCUUGGGAACACAGGUGGGGACUUUGUUGCUCACUGGGCAUUGGAGGCAACAGUUCGGGGCCUUGACACAAAGGAGCCGUGAACAAGUGAUGUUGCAAUGGAAGAACUCCAACGUGAAGCCAUUACGUCAUCUAUACAAGACAUUCUCUAGUCUGUGUCUCUUUAAUGCCUAUAGUCAAAGGGCCUCACCUUUAAUCAAAAGUAUUGGACAUGAUGGUGCCUCUGGUGAUGUCUUUUUUGAAACUCAUCCCGAUUAUGAUCCAAUUGAACAUGAACGGAUUCCAAUCAUGAGCAACAUUCAAAAUAAUAAUAGUUUCACCGUGGAUGUGGUGGUAGUAGGCAGUGGUGCAGGUGGAGGUGUGGCUGCAGCUGAAUUGGCAAAAGCGGGAUAUACAGUGUUAGUAAUCGAAAAGGGACGCUAUUUUCAUCAAUCAGAGAUAGUUCAAGCUGAAGAAGAGUGUUACAAGAAUAUGUAUGAUACAGGAACGGCCACAUUAUCUACGAAUGGAUCCAUUCAAUGUUUGGCGGGGUCAACGAUGGGUGGAGGAACAGAGGUGAACUAUCUGGUCUCUUUAAAGCCCCAGCAUUUUGUACGAGAAGAGUGGGCAAAACAAGGCUUGCCUUAUUUUAUUUCAUCACAGUUUAAUACAGAUCUUGAAGCUGUCUUUCAACGAAUUGGGGCAAGUCAAGAUAACUUUUUAGAUACAAAGACAACUCAAAAGUUUGAGCAAGGAUGUCGUGAGCUUGGUUAUCAUAUUGAAAAAGUACAUGUGAAUACAGGAGGAAAAGCACAUUACUGCAGUCGGUGUAUGAUGGGAUGUAAAUCAGGUAUCAAGAAUAGUACAACUAAUACUUGGCUCAAGGAUGCUCUUGAUACUGGCAGAACAAAAUUCCUUGAUCAAACACGCGUUAUUCGUAUCUUAACGUCUGGACAGAAAGCAACAGGUGUAGAAUGUCAACUACCAAACCAACAAGUCAUCAAGAUUAGAGCCAAAAGGGUGAUUGUUGCCUGUGGAGCACUUUGUACGCCUAGUUUAUUAAGAGCGAGUGGUCUACGUAAUCCUAACAUUGGACGGCAUUUACGGCUUCAACCUAUCCUAUUUACUUUUGGUGUUUAUAAUGAAACGAUUCGACAGUCAGAUGGACAAUUAAUUACACGCGUCUGUAACGCCUCUGAUAAUGUCCAUGGUGACUAUUAUGGAGCUAAAAUUGAAGAAGGUGUAACACUUCCUGGAAUGUUAGCCACAUUACUCCCUUGGUAUGGGUCUGCACAGCACAAAAGUUUGAUGUUGAGACAUAAAUCAAUUCUUUCACUUCUUAAUGUUGUUCGUGAUAAGGAUUCAGUAGGGGCUGUCAAAUUUGAUUCUCAUUCUUAUUUUAAACUGAAUGGAAGUCCAGUAUAUGACUAUUCACUUUCUAAACAUGAUGAGCAGUCAAUGAUGGUUUCAGCUGAACGAGCUAUAAAAAUCUUGGUAACCUCAGGAGCACGCGAACUCUAUACGAGUCAGGCGAAUGUAUUGCCCUUUGAAUUUAGAGAAGAUGAAGAAAGCUGUAUCGAUAAUCCCAGGUUUAUAAAAUGGUUAGAAGAAGUACGUAAAGCAGGAGUAAGUGCUAUUUCGACCCCACUUGCAUCCGUACAUCAACUAGGUUCAUGCCGCAUGGGAACACAUCCUAAAUCAUCUGUUAUUCAACCUACAGGUGAAACAUGGGAAGUAAAGAAUUUAUUCAUUGUCGAUGGGUCUGUAUUCCCAACAGCAGUAGGUGUAAAUCCAAUGGUAACAAUUGAAGCUAUUAGUUUAUCUAUUUCACGUCAAAUAGUGGCAUCUUUGAAUCAAAAUUGCCACUUAUAAUGAAUAGCAUGAAGAGACUUUAGUCCUUUUCUUUUGCAAAUAAAUAAAUUUUAUUCGAUUAUUGCAGUAAAAAUAUAUAUAAAUAUAUA
Molecule: messenger RNA, 2294 nt
Organism: Cokeromyces recurvatus
Lineage: Eukaryota; Fungi; Mucoromycota; Mucoromycetes; Mucorales; Mucoraceae
Exons: 4
Coding region: 82-2205 (707 amino acids)
Molecular function (GO): flavin adenine dinucleotide binding; long-chain-alcohol oxidase activity
Source: RefSeq, a predicted model, not a curated record